Messenger RNA from Phascolarctos cinereus (koala), 832 nucleotides. RefSeq names its product WD repeat domain 83 opposite strand (gene WDR83OS). Lineage: Eukaryota; Metazoa; Chordata; Mammalia; Diprotodontia; Phascolarctidae. The record is from RefSeq and is a predicted model, not a curated record. Gene Ontology annotation, molecular function: protein folding chaperone. Gene Ontology annotation, biological process: protein insertion into ER membrane. Gene Ontology annotation, cellular component: endoplasmic reticulum membrane.
UGGUUCGCUUUUCUUCUCUACCGCGCGCCGCACACCCCGCCCCUUCCCGGCCCGGCGAUGUCCGCGAACAACAUGUCGGACCCUCGGCGGCCCAACAAGGUGCUCAGGUACAAGCCACCUGCCACGGAGAACAACCCGGCCCUGGAGGAUCCGACCCCGGACUACAUGAACCUGCUGGGAAUGAUCUUCAGCAUGUGCGGCCUCAUGCUCAAGCUGAAGUGGUGUGCCUGGAUUGCUGUCUACUGUUCCUUCAUCAGCUUUGCCAACUCUCGAAGCUCUGAAGAUACCAAGCAGAUGAUGAGCAGCUUCAUGCUCUCCAUUUCUGCUGUGGUGAUGUCCUACCUCCAGAACCCCCAGCCUAUGACACCCCCGUGGUAGACACCAAUAUCCUAGUUCUUCAGCCUGGACCUCAGAAUCCUAGGGCUUUCACUAUUGGUUCAUGGGCCAGGAUGAAGAAAAAGCCAGAAACUGGUUCAUUCCUCACUCCUGUGUUCACCUCCCAGCCUCUGCUCCAAAUCAGGGGCUUCAGACUGUGAGUCCUCGGUGGAACGUCCCCACUCUGACCUUACCUCUGCUGAAGGACUGCCUGUUCUUGGGCCCUGACCCUCUCAGUGCCCCCCAGCCCCAGAUUCCUCUCCAGCCUCCCUGCCCCAGGCACCUUGGGCAGAGGAGGAUCCUGCACCUCCUGCCUGGCCCCUCGCCACAGUGUCUGCCCACCCUCCUGGGCCAGGGUCCUUCCCAGGAGGCCGAGACUGGGGACGGACGCCCCCGGGCCGAGGCAGACCGCUUGUAAACUACCUGUAGCAACCAAUACAGAUGGAUGUGUAAGAAA